AUGGGACGCGUCCGAACCAAGACGGUGAAGAAAUCAUCUCGUCAAGUGAUCGAGAAGUACUACUCUCGCAUGACACUCGACUUCCACACGAACAAAAAGAUCCUCGAAGAAGUAGCGAUCAUCCCUUCAAAACGUCUACGCAACAAGAUUGCUGGAUUCUCCACUCAUCUCAUGAAGAGGAUACAGAAGGGACCUGUCCGUGGAAUCUCACUCAAGCUUCAGGAGGAAGAGCGUGAGCGCCGCAUGGACUUUGUCCCCGACGAAUCCGCUAUUAAAACCGAUCACAUAGAGGUUGAUAAGGAGACUCUAGACAUGCUUGCGUCUUUGGGAAUGGGGGAUUUGCCAGGUGUCGUUAAGGUGGAGCCUGUUUCUGCUGCUCCUAUUGCUGCCUUUGGACGUGGAAGGAGGUUUUAG
Eruca vesicaria subsp. sativa (arugula) is the source of this 414-nucleotide messenger RNA. The record is from the annotation of a GenBank genome assembly. Lineage: Eukaryota; Viridiplantae; Streptophyta; Magnoliopsida; Brassicales; Brassicaceae.